AUGACAGCCGUCGAUCCUCCCGCGCUUGUCCUCUUCCAAGAGGAGUCCGCCAUCGCCCGCGCCGUCAAGGAAUGCGCCAGGCUCAAAGAUCUCUCCAAGGCUCGCCGAUUGGAAUCGCUCGUCCAGCGCAGCGAGGAGCAUGGAUCCAGCAGAUACCUCGCGAAUUUGCUGGUGGAGAUGUUUGGGAAAUGCGGCAGCGUGGAGGACGCGCGCGCCGUUUUCGACCGGAUCGAGCAGCCCAAUGUCUUUUCCUGGAGCAUCCUUCUCACGGCAUAUGUCCAGAACGGCGAUCUGCGAGAGGCGGAGAUGGUCUUCGAUCGAAUGCCCGAUCGCAAUGUCUUCUCCUGGACGACCAUGAUCACUGGCUACGCUUCCAGUGGCGAUGUCGAUCGCGCGAAGAAGAUCUUCGACCGGAUGCCAGAGCCCAAUGUCGUCUCCUGGACGGCGAUGCUCACAGCGUACUCGCAGAACGGGCUCAUCAAGGAAGCGGCCGAUCUGUUCGAAUCCAUGCCCGAGAGAACGAUCGUCUCGUGGAACGCGAUGCUAGCGGCGUUCGCCAAGAAUGGAUUCGUGGACGAGGCAAGAAAACUCUUCGAUUCAAUGAAGCUGCGAGACACUGGAUCUUGGAACAUCAUGCUCGCAGCAUAUGCCCAGAGUGGGCAUCUUGGAGAGGCCGAUAAGAUCCUCUCUCAGAUGCUCGAUGUGGAUAUGGUUUCCUGGAACACGAUGAUAGUCGCGUAUGGAAACACUGGAGACAUGGCUAUGGCUAGAAAGAUGUUCCAGGAGAUGCCCAGGAGAGAUGUGGUUACUUGGAACUCAAUGAUCGCGGCAAGCUCCGCGAAUGGGCAUUUGGAGGACGCGCGUUUCUACUUCGAUUCGAUGCCACAGAGGGAUUCCGUGUCGUGGAACACGAUGAUCAAGGCGCUGGGCCAGCACGGCUAUGUGGAAGAAGCCUACGCUCUCUUCAAAUCGAUCCCACAGAAGAACUUCCUCUCGUGGGUCGUGAUUCUCACGGUUUACGCGCAAAGAGGCCGGAUUGCCGACGCGAGAGCUAUCUUCGAUCGAAUGCCCAAGGAGAAUCUCAUGCCUUGGAACAUCAUGGUGGCAGCGUACGUAGAGAGCGGCCUCGUCGACGAGGCCAAGGAGUUUUUCGACCAGCUCAUGCCGGAGCACAACGUCGUGUCUUGGAACGCGCUCAUCGCUGGCUACGCUCACCAGGGACGAGCGAACGAAGGAAAGCGGCUCUUUGAUUCGAUGAUGGAGAAGAACCUCGUCACUCGCAACGCUCUUCUGCUGGCUUACACCGAAGCUGGCGAUGUCCGAGCAGCAAAAGAGUUUUUUGAGACCAUGCCCGAGAGAGAUGUCGCGUCUUUCACGACGCUCAUCGCAGGAUAUGGCCAGUCGGGCGACUUCCAGGCGGCAAAACGAGUCUUCGAUCUUCUUCCACAGCCGGACAUGAUUUCGUGGAGCACCAUGAUCGCAGUUUACGCGCAGAAUGAUCAACUCGCUUUAGCGGAGAAGAUGUUCCACGCCUUGCCCGAGUGGGACGUGAAAGCUUGCAACGCGAUUAUAGUCGCUUACGGGCAGCACAACGAGCUGGAGAAGGCGAUCUUCAUGUUCGAGACGAUGCCCAAGAAGGAUAUCGCGUCGUUCAAUGCGAUGGUUACUGCGUUUGCUCGAUACGGUCACCUGGAAGAAGCCCGAGUUUUGUUUGAGAGGAUGCCGAGGAGAGAUAGAGUCUCGUGGACAGCUCUCGUCUCCUCGUACGCUCACGCAGGUCACCUCUGGACUGCUCGAAGUUUGUUCGAGAGAACUCUCGACCGGGACGUGAUCAUCUGGAACUUGAUCAUCUCGGCUCUCGCAUCCAGCGUGCAGUUCCAGCAGGCGUUUGAGAUCUUCCGGGAGAUGAGAAUGGAAGGAUUCAAGCCGGACGAGACCACUUUCAUCGGGCUCUUGAGCGGUUGUAGCCAUGGAGGCCUGCUGGAGGAGAGCUUGGCUUAUCUCAUGUCGAUGCAAGGCGACCAUGGAUUGACGCCAUCCUCGGAGCACUACUCCUGCUUCAUCGACAUUCUGGGACGAGUCGGACAGCUGGAGAGGGCCGAGGACGUGAUCUUCAACACGAAAGUUGCUCCAGUCGCGGUGAGAACGCUCUUGAGCGCCUGUAACGUUCAUGGCGAUUCUCGUUUUGGGAGCCGAGUUGCCGGACGAGCUCUCAAGCUCGAGGAUGACAGCAGUGUCGCCUAUAUCCUCCUCUCCAACAUCUAUGCCGCUGCCCCGACGUGAAAACUUCUGAAAGAAACUUGGAAGCGAUGGAUCCAUUGAUAGAUAGAUCUCGCCACCUCCAAUCGAAGUUUCGUUUUGCCUUUUCUAUUCGAAACUGUAGGUGUGAUUUCUUGAAGCUUUGCUAAUCUGAGCUUCGCCAACACGGAAAGGAGGAUUGACGCAUCAGGAAACUUGAUAAGAGUUUUUGCAUGGAGUAAUCGUCACACUUGGCUCGACUUUAUAUACAGGCUUUCUCCAACAAUACAAAUCGACCUUGUACUA
This is a messenger RNA of Selaginella moellendorffii, 2544 nucleotides long. RefSeq names its product pentatricopeptide repeat-containing protein At1g62260, mitochondrial-like. The record is from RefSeq and is a predicted model, not a curated record. Gene Ontology annotation, molecular function: protein binding; RNA binding. The transcript has a single exon. Gene Ontology annotation, biological process: RNA modification. NCBI's taxonomy places the organism in Eukaryota, Viridiplantae, Streptophyta, Lycopodiopsida, Selaginellales, Selaginellaceae. The coding region runs from base 1 to 2283 and encodes 760 amino acids.